AUGCAGCGAAUACUCCCAGCUCUGCGGCGAGACGGAAUCGCGCGCCAUCUCGCUAAAAGCACAUUGACAAGACGGUUCGCAACGCACCAAGGUUCCUCAGUGCUUUUCGGCGUAGACUACGCUCGUCAGAUCCGCGACCUUGAGGUCGUGAAAGGUGGCUCAACUCGACCACUCACAUUGACCGAGAAACUACUCUACUCACACUUAAUCACGUCGGAGAAAAGCUCCUGGGAUGUAGAGCGCAUUGACCGGGGGAAGACUAUCUUAGAACUGCGGCCUGACCGUGUAGCGUGCCACGAUGCUACAGCGACAAUGGCUCUUUUGCAAUUCAUCAGUGCGGGACUUCCACGAGUCGCGGUUCCCACGACGGUACACAGUGACCACUUGAUCAUCUCGGAGAAAGGCGCCGAGGAAGACAUGCGUCGCGCUCUGGGUGAGCAUUCGGAAGUGUACGAUUUCCUCAGCAGUGCGUCUCGGAAAUACGGUAUUGGGUUCUGGAAGCCAGGCUCGGGCAUUAUACACACCGUGAUUUUCGAGAAUUAUGCUACACCCGGAGGCCUCAUUAUUGGGACGGAUUCUCACACCCCCAAUGCCGGAGGAAUGGGCAUGCUAGGGAUUGGGGUUGGCGGCGCAGAUGCCGUCGAUGCGAUGUCAGGGAUGCCCUGGGAGCUUGUGGCCCCCAAGGUGGUUGGAGUGCGCUUGACAGGGCAACUGAAGGGAUGGACGUCAACAAAAGAUAUUAUCUGCAAGAUUGCGGGUCUAUUGACAGUAUCGGGUGGGAAAGGUCGAGUUAUCGAGUUCUUUGGUCCAGGGACCCAGACACUGGGAGCAACGGCCAUGGCGACCAUUUGCAACAUGUCAGCAGAGAUCGGGUCAACAUCGUGCAUCUUCCCAUACAAUGACGCGAUGGGUCGGUAUUUGAAGGCCACUCAACGAGCACACGUUAUUGAAAAGGCGCAGGAAGCAAGGAACGUGCUCCUGACGGCCGACGAGGGCUCCGACACCUACUAUGACCAGGUUAUUGAGAUCGAUCUCAGCUCGCUAGAACCCCACGUCAAUGGCCCAUAUACACCCGACCUCGCGCAUCCGAUAUCCAAGUUGAAGACAGCUUUCAUUGGGGAGCAAUGGCCGGUGGAGCUAAGUCAUGCCAUGGUAGGCAGCUGCACCAAUAGUUCGUACGAGGACCUCGACAAAACACGGCAGAUUGUAUCACAGGCGCGCCAGGCAGGGUUUAAAAAAUUCCCAACGCCGUUCAUGGUCACACCUGGCAGUGAACAGAUUCGGGCUACAGCGGAGGCAGAUGGCAUUCUCGAUGAACUUAGAGACGCCGGAGCUGUCGUGCUCAGCAGCUCAUGUGGCCCUUGCGUCGGAUCCUGGGAUCGCAAAGAUGUCGAUGUGCGUGGCAAGGAAAAGAACUCGGUCGUAUCCAGCUUCAAUCGCAAUUUUAUUGGACGCCAUGAUAGCAACCCCUCGACGCACUCGUUUGUGACCUCACCCGAGUUGACGACCGCGUUUGCCUAUGCAGGUCGACUGGAUUUCAAUCCUCUGACGGACACCGUCACGGUCCCCGGCGACACGCACAAAGAGCUGCGCUUCCUUCCCCCUGUCAGUCACGAGCUCCCUCCGAGUUUUGAAACUGGGAACGAUACCUUCCAGGAGCCCUCCAUAGACGGGUCAAACUUGAACGUGGAAAUACGCCCGGAAUCCGACCGACUACAACUACUCCAGCCAUUCGAGGCCUGGAAACCCGGAUGCGCUGAUGGAAUGGAGUUACUCAUCAAAGUGAAGGGGAAGUGCACGACUGAUCACAUAUCUCCUGCUGGGCCGUGGUAUAAAUACCGGGGUCACCUCGAGAACAUCAGUAACAACAUGCUCACAACCGCUACCAACGCGUUCCUGGGAGCAGAGAAUCCAAAUUUGCUCGGCCAUACCCGCCAUCCGAUCACUUCAGAUAUGCAGGUCGUUCCCCAAGUAGCUCGGGACUUGAAGCGCCAGGGUGUGCGAUGGUGCAUAGUAGGAGACCACAACUACGGUGAAGGCAGCUCGCGUGAACAUGCAGCGCUUGAACCCCGUUAUCUGGGAGGAGUCGCAGUAAUCGCACGCUCAUUUGCACGAAUCCACGAAACCAACCUAAAGAAGCAGGGUAUGCUGCCGCUGACAUUUGCGGAUAUCGCGACAUAUGAUCGCAUUGCUGACGGUGACCGGAUAACUUUGAUCGGAGUAGAGGAGGGCGAGCUGAGCCCUGGAUCGCGAGUAACGAUGCGAGUCGGAACCAAGCAGGGCGACACCUGGGAAGCAGAGCUGACGCACAGCUACCACGGCGGGCAAAUCCCAUGGCUCCGGGCUGGCAGCGCCCUCAAUCAUAUCAAAGCCACGGCUCUAGCGCAAUAG
Molecule: messenger RNA, 2391 nt
Organism: Aspergillus puulaauensis
Lineage: Eukaryota; Fungi; Ascomycota; Eurotiomycetes; Eurotiales; Aspergillaceae
Exons: 3
Coding region: 1-2391 (796 amino acids)
Biological process (GO): tricarboxylic acid cycle
Cellular component (GO): cytosol; mitochondrion
Molecular function (GO): aconitate hydratase activity; 4 iron, 4 sulfur cluster binding
Source: RefSeq, a predicted model, not a curated record